Molecule: messenger RNA, 302 nt
Organism: Staurois parvus
Lineage: Eukaryota; Metazoa; Chordata; Amphibia; Anura; Ranidae
Source: the annotation of a GenBank genome assembly
AUGCAGACUAGUUCUUUAAACAUUUGUGAAAGAAUUGAUUGCUCUCAGGAGCUCAGUAAAUUCAAGCGUGGUACCAUGAUAGUCCAUUUGUGAAAUUUCCUUGCUACUAAAUAUUCCAUGGUCACCUGGGAACAACAUCAACUCAACGAAGUGGUAGGCCACGUAAAAUGACAGAGCGGGGUCAGCAAAUGCUGAAGCGCACAGUGCACAGAAGUCACCAACUGUCUGUAGAGUCAAUAGCUAAAGACCUCCAAACUUCAUGUGGCCUUCAGAUUAGCACAACAGUGCGUAGAGAGAUGAAU